GCGCGACGGCGGCCCUGGGAAGGGAGGCCGUCGGGCGCGGGGGUGCGGGCAAUGGCGGGAAGCGGGUGGAGCUGCCCGGCUCGUCCGUGACCUCAGAGCCCCUGGCCCAGCUCCGCCCUGACGUCAGCCCUCCUCCGCCCCCGCCCGCGUCGGGCUUCAAAUGACCCCCGGGCUUCCCAGCCCCAGCGAGACCCGGGAGCCCGCAGAAGAGGAGCGCCCGCCGGAGCCAUAGCGAUGACACAGGACGUGCCCAAGCCCACCCCGGCCGCCCGCCACUGCUCCGGCCUGGCCCGGCGGGUGCUGACCGUCACGUUCGCGCUGCUCAUCCUGGGCCUCAUGACCUGGGCCUACGCCGCCGGGGUGCCGCUGGCCUCCGAUCGCUACGGCCUCCUCGCCUUCGGUCUGUACGGGGCCUUCCUCUCGGCGCACCUGGUGGCGCAGAGCCUCUUCGCGUACCUGGAGCACCGGCGGGUGGCGGCGGCGGCGCGGCGGGCGGCGGCGCGGGGGCCCCUGGACGCGGCGGCGGCGCGCAGCGUGGCGCUGACCAUCUCGGCGUACCAGGAGGACCCCGCGUACCUGCGCCAGUGCCUGGCGUCCGCCCGCGCCCUGCAGUACCCGCGCGCGCGCCUGCGCGUCCUCAUGGUGGUGGACGGCAACCGCGCCGAGGACCUCUACAUGGUGGACAUGUUCCGCGAGGUCUUCGCCGACGAGGACCCCGCCACCUACGUGUGGGACGGCAACUACCACCGGCCUUGGGAGCCGGCGGGCGCGGCGGGCGCGGCGGGCGCGGGCGCCUACCGGGAGGUGGAGGCCGAGGACCCCGGGCGGCUGGCGGUGGAGGCGCUGGUGAGGACGCACCGCUGCGUGUGCGUGGCGCAGCGCUGGGGCGGCAAGCGCGAGGUCAUGUACACCGCCUUCAAGGCGCUCGGCGACUCGGUGGACUACGUGCAGGUUUGUGACUCGGACACGAGGCUGGACCCCACGGCACUCCUGGAGCUGGUGCGGGUGCUGGACGAGGACCCCCGGGUGGGGGCUGUUGGGGGGGACGUGCGGAUCCUUAACCCCCUGGACUCCUGGGUCAGCUUCUUAAGCAGCCUGCGGUACUGGGUGGCCUUCAAUGUGGAGCGGGCUUGUCAGAGCUACUUCUACUGUGUGUCCUGCAUCAGUGGACCCCUAGGCCUGUACAGGAACCACCUUCUGCAGCAGUUCCUUGAGGCCUGGUACAACCAGAAGUUCCUGGGCACCCAUUGCACCUUUGGGGAUGAUCGGCACCUCACCAACCGCAUGCUCAGCAUGGGUUAUGCCACCAAGUAUACAUCCCGGUCCCGCUGCUACUCCGAGACACCCUCUUCCUUCCUGCGCUGGCUGAGCCAGCAGACGCGCUGGUCCAAGUCGUACUUCCGCGAGUGGCUGUACAACGCGCUCUGGUGGCACCGGCACCACGCCUGGAUGACGUACGAGGCGGUGGUGUCGGGCCUCUUCCCCUUCUUCGUGGCGGCCACCGUGCUGCGGCUCUUCUACGCCGGCCGCCCGUGGGCGCUGCUCUGGGUGCUGCUGUGCGUGCAGGCCGUGGCGCUGGCCAAGGCGGCCUUCGCGGCCUGGCUGCGCGGCUGCCCGCGCAUGGUGCUGCUGUCGCUCUACGCGCCGCUCUACAUGUGCGGCCUCCUGCCCGCCAAGUUCCUGGCGCUGGCCACCAUGAACCAGAGCGGCUGGGGCACGUCCGGCCGCCGGAAGCUGGCCGCCAACUACGUGCCCCUGCUGCCGCUGGCGCUCUGGGCGUUGCUGCUGCUGGGGGGCCUGGUCCGCAGCGUGGUGCAGGAGGCCAGGGCCGACUGGGGCGGCCCCUCGCGGGCCGCCGAGGCCCGGCACCUGGCCGCAGGGGCCGGCGCCUACGUGGGGUACUGGGUGGUGAUGCUGACGCUCUACUGGGUGGGCGUGCGGAGGCUCUGCCGGCGGCGGGCGGGCGGCUACCGCGUGCAGGUGUGAGUCCCGGCGUGCGGGGGACCCCGGGAGCCACGGACUUGCCGGCCUCGGGUUCUGUGGGCCUCGCUUGCCCUCCUCCGUGAAGCGAGGGGGUCGAUCCGAGACUCUUCAGCCUGGACUAUUUGGGGGCUGGGACUUGGGGUCUUUGGGCAGGGGUAUUUAUUGGUCAGGGUGUGGAUUUUUUAGGGGCAGGGGGAGACGGGGGUCCCCAUAUGCUGUCCUGGGGUCUGCUUUCUCCCUGUUCGUAUUUAAUAUCCAUUUGUACUGUGUGAUUAAGACAUAAUAAAGAAUUUUAUUUAUUUU
Molecule: messenger RNA, 2286 nt
Organism: Neofelis nebulosa (Clouded leopard)
Lineage: Eukaryota; Metazoa; Chordata; Mammalia; Carnivora; Felidae
Gene: HAS1
Product: hyaluronan synthase 1
Exons: 5
Coding region: 235-1986 (583 amino acids)
Biological process (GO): extracellular matrix assembly; hyaluronan biosynthetic process
Molecular function (GO): hyaluronan synthase activity
Source: RefSeq, a predicted model, not a curated record